GACAGCGAAGAGGUCGAGCUUUUGGCGCGGAGGCGGCCGGUUCCUCCCCCCAUCGACGUCGAGGAUGCAUCGAAGUCGACAGCCAAGUGCUUCGCACCUCAGAGCCCGUCGAAACAGCCGCCGGCUCCACCGGCUGAUGAUCAGCAUGACGAAGAGACCGUCGCCAGCCUGCGAAGUCAUCAGUCGGAUUCCGUGGACUAUGGGGAGGGCAACACCACGACAACGACGCCAAAUUCCAAGAUGUGGAGGUCGCGACAAUCGCGCUUCUUGGGGACGCAGGUCAUGAGCGAGAAGUGGACGCCGGAUCCGCCUCUGAAACAGUUCGUCAAGGGCCCGCUAGAUGGCUACAUGGGCUUGGUUGUCAUUAUCAACCUCGGCUUCAUGAUCAUGAUGACGCAGUGGAUGGGCUCUGUAGCUGACCUCAGCCUCGGCAUAGGAAGCAUCGAGGACACCCAGUGGAUCGACGAGUACUUCUUUGAGGUUGCGGAGUACGUCUUCUUUACCUUGUAUGUCAUGGACGUCUUGGUGCGCGCGUACGUCCUUGGCCGGGAGUGGCUUUGGGAUCCUCGCUUGGGAUUGCAGUAUCUCAAUGUGUUUGACGCCGUCUUGGUUUGUCUGAAUGUGUUUGAGCUCUUCCUGUUUCCCGCAUUAGUCCUUGGCAGCAGCAAUCAAGACCGCGACCAGCAGGCCAACAGCCUCCGCGUCAUCAAGCUGAUGCGCAUCGUCCGAACCCUGCGCAUCGUGAAGACGCUGACGAUGUUCCGGCAGUUGAGGCUGCUCGUGGGAACAUGCAUUGCCAGCAUCGGAGCCUUGUUUUGGUCCAUGGUUCUGCUCCUCGUGCUCAAACUCGGCUUUGCGCUGAUCGUCUGCCAAGCGCUGCAAGGAUUCAUCCUGGACGACCAGGCACCUCUCGCUGCGCGAGAAGAGAUGAACAACCUGUAUGGGAGCUUCCUCAAGGCCCUCUAUACCAUGUUUGAAGUUACCCAUUCUGGGAGCUGGCCUACGGUGGUGCGUCCAGUGCUGGAGAAAGUCGAUCCCUGGUAUGCCCUCUUCUUCCUCACCUACAUCACCCUCGUGGUCUUUGCAGUCAUUCGCGUCGUAACCGCCCUCUUUCUUAAAGAAACUUUGGCGAGUGCGGAGAACGAUGCGGACAUGGCAAUGGAGAACUCCAGACGUCAGGCUGGGGAGACUCACAGGAAGCUGGAGGACUUGUUCAUGGUGGCAGAUGAGGACGGUGACGGGCAUUUGUCGCCAGAGGAAUUCGUGGCAGCAAUGAGUCUGCCCAGCGUGCAGCGAUUCCUCACCUCCUUGGACGUCAGUAUCAGGGACUGCGGCCCCUUGUUCGACAUCCUGGAUGAUGGUGACGGUAUGAUCACCAUUGCGGAGUUCUGCAAGGGUCUGAUGCAGCUGAAGGGCCAAGCACGUGCCAUCGAUCUCGUCGUUUUGCAGCACGACAAUCGAAAGUUGCUGCGAGAGUGCGAGCGGAUCAACGUGACACUACGCCACCUUUCCAAG
Symbiodinium necroappetens is the source of this 1515-nucleotide messenger RNA. Lineage: Eukaryota; Dinophyceae; Suessiales; Symbiodiniaceae. The record is from the annotation of a GenBank genome assembly.